This is a messenger RNA of Abrus precatorius (Indian licorice), 1626 nucleotides long. RefSeq names its product lipase-like. NCBI's taxonomy places the organism in Eukaryota, Viridiplantae, Streptophyta, Magnoliopsida, Fabales, Fabaceae. Gene Ontology annotation, biological process: lipid metabolic process. The transcript is spliced from 11 exons. The record is from RefSeq and is a predicted model, not a curated record. Bases 194 to 1264 code for a protein of 356 amino acids.
CGUAUUUGCCCCAGCUCUUUCUUCCCUCUUUCUUCCUCUCUUUUCUCCAAAACCCCAAUUAUUGUUAUGACUCGUUGACUUGUCCUUCCUCUCUUCUCGCCGGAAAAACCCUUUCACCGGAAAACUCACCGUGCAAACUUUGCGGCUCAGGCUUCAGAUCCUCUUUACGCCCUUCUCCUUUUGCACAUAGUAUAUGGGGAAAACUAGGUGGUUGAUAUUGGUUACCUUUCUAUGCCUGUUUGCCUUUUCUGAUAGUAGAGAAUUCAAGGUUAGGCAUAGAAGGAAUUAUUACGAGUACAAUCAUACACUUGCUACAAUAUUAGUGGAAUAUGCUUCUGCGGUAUACUUGUCAGAUUUGACAGAACUUUUUACUUGGACUUGCUCUAGGUGUUAUGACUUGACCAAGGGUUUUGAAAUUAUAGAGUUGGUUGUUGACGUUGAGCAUUGCUUACAGGCGUUUGUUGGAGUGGCUGAGGAUCCUCAUGCCAUUAUCAUUGCAUUCAGAGGAACAAAUGAACGCAGCUUACAGAAUUGGAUUGAAGAUUUAUAUUGGAAGCAGCAUGAAAUAAAUUAUCCUGGCAUGGAUGAUGCAAUGGUACACCGUGGUUUUUAUACUGCCUACCACAAUACAACAAUUCGACCUGCAAUUUUAGAUGCCGUUGAAAGAGCAAAAAAGUUUUAUGGAGAUAUUCAAAUUAUAGCAACAGGACAUUCAAUGGGAGGGGCAAUGGCUUCAUUUUGUGGACUUGAUUUAACAGUAAAUCAACAUGCAAAAAAUGUUCAGGUUAUGACAUUUGGACAACCUCGUAUUGGCAAUGCUGCUUUUGCAUCUCUCUAUCACAAACUAGUUCCAAAUACAUUCCGAAUCACAAAUGACCAUGAUGUGGUUCCCCAUUUGCCUCCAUACUACUAUUAUUUACCACAAAAGACAUACCGCCACUUCCCGAGAGAGGUAUGGCUUUACAACAUUGGAUUUGGUAGUCUUGUGUACAGCGUUGAGAAGAUUUGUGAUGGAUCUGGUGAGGAUCCAACUUGCAGCAGGUCGGUGAGUGGGAAUAGCAUUACUGAUCACUUAACCUAUUAUGGCGUUGACAUGGGAUCAGAUACACCAGGAUCAUGCAGAAUUGUUAUGGAUCCUCAUAUUCAGAAUACUAGCAUAAAAGAUUCAAGAGGAAACUUUAUCUUGUCCAGAGAUCCUGCAACUCCCCUCAUCAAAUUGAGUAGAGAGAUCGACAAUCAGGAAAAUCCCAUUAAUGUUGAUUGAAGUGGGAUGGGAUAUAUCUUGCAUGAUAGGUUCCAGAGAUUUGCUGUGGGACCGUUAUACUAAAGAUUUUUACUUUCUUCACGGUCCUUCCAAAUGGCGUGGACCAUACAGUUGAAAUUUUUUAUUGAAAUUGGCUUCGAGGUGGAAGGAAUUUGUAUAGUCUUGAACUCUUGUAUAUGCCCAUCCUUGUGUAUAUGAUUAAUAAUUCUUGAUACUGUGUUAAGUGUACAAUUCACUUUCCAAUUCUACUGAAUUCCACACGACAUUUGGGGUAAUAAUUCUUCUACCCAUUUGACAUUUCCAUAGUUUUAUUUUAUUUUUUUGUUUCUCUUAUAUUUAAACUUAUUUGGAUUUUUUGUCCU